Symbiodinium sp. CCMP2456 is the source of this 1946-nucleotide messenger RNA. The record is from the annotation of a GenBank genome assembly. Lineage: Eukaryota; Dinophyceae; Suessiales; Symbiodiniaceae.
GUGUGGACUUCGCCGAGAUGCUCAAUCGUCACCUUCAUCGUCCGCCCCCUCCUGGACCAAGCGAAUGGGACGCUAGCCCUCCGGACGCAGAAGAGGUGCACUGGGAUGAAGAUGUCUCUGAGGACCACACAUCGUGUUCCGCCUCCAGCCGUGAUGCGGAAUGUUCUGAAGAACGUGAUGAACCAGAAGGGGAUGAACAGUCGGAUGAUGCACCCACGGUGCAGAGCUGGCCAAGGGAUGAUGAGCCCCCUCCGCGUACUACUUGGACAAGCCAGGACUGGAAGGAUUGGCAGGAUGCAGCUGGCGAUGACGACGAGGAGGACAACGUCUUCAUGCAGUUGGGGAUGUCAGAAGAAGCCGAGCUGGAAAACUUGGGUAUAUAUGACCAGGGGCGACGUGAACUUCGUAACCUCUUGCGUGCAUUACAUGACCUUGACACAAUGGAGGAAGACUCCCGCCACCUCCUGCUGCAGAUCUACCUGACCAACCAGCUCUUACGGCUCCUCAGCUACCUGUUCAAGUACCUGAACAAGAGCAGAACGUCGCGUGGGGAGAAUGUCGCGAAUGUGGAAAACGAGCCUGAAGCCGAAGACAACCUCGACGUCAUGAGCAUGGUUCAGACCUUCCAGAUGGAUGAGUGGCAGGGACUGACAAACGAAGGAGUGGCUGGGGCGAACAUCACCGCGGUGGACACCUUCUUGGGACGACUUGCUAUGCAGGUUGGGGACACCAACCAACCAAUGCACAUACGGGCGCAAAGCAUGUGGAGCCUUAUGGUGCACACCAGGGCACUUCGUCAUGGUGUUCGUGUCCUCUUGGAGCUCAUCAACAUGCUGGAGAACAGGGAGGUGGCUGGUGGGGCGUACCUACCAAGUGAUGAUGCUGAACGAGGGCGAGUACUGUACCCCUGUCGAGAACAAGGGGCGGUCAUGGCCAAUGUCUUCCUCCAGGCCUACAACGUAGCACUGGACGAUGCAUGGAACGACCCCCUCGCCGACGACCUGACCGUGAUAACCUCCUGCUACGUCGUCUUGAAGGACAAAGGGACGAUGUACAAGACAACCUACGACGGGGCGAAGAAGCAACGGGGGAUGGAAGAGGAAGGGACAGGACCCCAAGAACAGCUUUUGCCAGAGAACAGCGAGAAAGGGAUGCUCUACGUGAUGUUCCAGCUGGUAGUGGGCAGGCUCCAUAUCUCGGUCCACAGGAUAGACUGGCAACUGCAACAGUGGCUGCUGACACUGGGUGGCCCCGUCGAGCUCUACUACGUCCGUGGCACCAAUGAGGUCGACAACGUCUACGGCUUCGUCCCCAUCGAGCUCUACUACGUCCGUGGCACCAAAGUCGACAACGUCUACGGCUUCGUCUACAAGCACUUCCAGUACAUCCACGUUGCCGCCGAGGACAGGGAAGAGGAUGAAGUCAUGCUGGUUCAACGACUCAACCACAUGGAAGGGGAGCGACUGUUUGAGUGUGGGGUGAGUCGGGAAUGCAUCUGCGAACUUUCGCAUCUGCUGGACGAAAUGGCUGCCGAGCUUCCUGGGGUCGAUGGAGCGCGUGAUGCUGGUUGGACUCUCCGUGUUCUCCACUAUACUCUGGGACGUGUAAAUCGUGCCAAUGAAGCGGUCAUGGAAGUUCUGCUACAGAGGGCUGAGGAAUGUGGGGUGAGCUCCAUGCCGCCAGAGAAUGGUCGGGCACAAAUGAGGAAGCAAUGGAUGAUGCAUGGCUACAUCCGGAUCUACUGCCUGAAACGCUUCGUCGAGGUCCUGAACCACUACUUCGCGGUCCUGUGCCAGUUCCGGCACUUCCUCAUGGUGACCCAGCCCCUCCUGGUCACUCUCUGGCACAAGCUGCUCCUGCUCUACUACCACAGGGGGACGGAACGACUAUGGAAGCAGCUACAGAAGAUGGGACGUUUGGGUCCUCGAACGUGGGGAGAACGAUGA